CGAUCGCCGCCUCUCUAAAAGAGGUGGGUCUGGCGGUGUGGCCCUCUCAGUCAAGUCACCUCCCCUUCCGGGGCUGCGGGCAUUCCUGGAGUUGCUGUUGCUGACGGGCUUCUUCAUUUGGCAACAGGCUACAAUGCAGCGCUGAGAUUAGCAGCAACCAUGUUUCAGAGGUGAGAAGAACGUGAGCACCACUAAGGAAGCUAUCAUGGGUCCCACACAACUGGCCACACACAAUCAUGGGAAAAAGACAAGUGUAUUUGAGAUGGAGGAGAAAAGGUUUACUCUGUUCUGUGGGUCAGAGAUCACACCUGAGCACCCAGAAAAUCCUCCCAUGAAAAGGAAGAAGGGGCCUGCCCCCAAGAUGCUUGGAAAUGAGGUGUGCAGUGUCUGUGGAGACAAGGCCUCAGGCUUCCACUACAACGUUCUGAGCUGCGAGGGCUGCAAGGGCUUUUUCCGCCGCAGUGUCAUCAAGGGUGCCCAGUAUGUCUGCAAAAAUGGUGGUCAGUGUGAGAUGGACAUGUACAUGCGUCGAAAAUGUCAGCAGUGCCGGUUGCGCAAGUGCCAAGAGGCAGGCAUGCGGGAACAAUGCGUUCUUUCUGAAGAGCAGAUUCGGCUGAAGAAACUUAAGAAACAGGAUGAUCAGGCCCGGAUGGUAGUUGUGCGGCAGAACCCACCAUCUCCUCCCAGGAUCCCUCCCAAAAUGACACCUCAGCAGCUUAACAUGAUAGAAAAACUUGUGGCAGCUCAGCAGCAGUGCAACCAACGCUCCUUCACAGACAGGCUCAAAGUAACGCCGUGGCCUCAAAUUUCAGAUCCCAAUAAUCGUGAAGCACGACAACAGCGCUUUGCUCAUUUUACAGAGCUUGCAAUAAUUUCUGUACAGGAGAUUGUGGACUUCGCUAAACAGCUGCCAGGUUUCCUGGAGCUCACCCGGGAAGAUCAGAUAGCUCUUCUAAAGAUGUCUACAAUAGAGGUAAUGCUGUUGGAGACAUCUCGACGCUACAGUCCAGAAACAGAAAGCAUCACUUUUCUUAAGGACCUAAGUUACAAUCGUGAUGACUUUGCCAAAGCAGGCCUACAGUUUGAGUUCAUUAACCCCAUCUUUGAAUUUUCAAAAGGAAUGAAUGAACUACAGCUGAGUGAUGCCGAAUAUGCACUUUUAAUUGCUAUCAGCAUUUUUUCUGCAGACCGACCGAAUGUUCAGGACCAGCCCCUAGUGGAAAGGCUGCAGCACACCUACGUAGAAGCUCUUCAUUCUUACAUUUGUAUCCAUAGACCAACUGAUCAUCUAAUGUUCCCACGGAUGUUAAUGAAACUGGUCAGUCUUCGGACUCUAAGUAGUGUCCAUUCUGAACAGGUAUUUGCUCUUCGUCUACAAGACAAGAAGUUGCCACCACUCUUAUCAGAGAUAUGGGAUGUCAAUGAAUGACAGCACUCUCCCAGGGCACUGACCCACUAAAGUAACCCCCACUGUCCACCUCAUGCUAACAGGAAGUUGUUCUCUCCUCUCCAAAGCACUUAGGCCAGUGGUUUCUUCUAUCUGAUAAAGCAAAUCAGAAGGCAAAUAAGAUGGACUCUUUUGGUUUUGCAGAAGCAGGACAAACAACAGAAACUCCUCAACAUGGUAGAGAUGAAGAAUCCUCCUUAAUAAUUCCUCCAGUGCCUUUCUUCUUCUAUGCACUUUUACUAUGAUGUUGAUCUGGCCUGCCAUCCAGGCAUACAAAGAGGCUUCUCAGGGGUUUCAAAGGCAUGGCCCCUUGUAUAUCCACUUCAUGGAAGAAAUUCCUCUGGAAUGAAUGUACUUUGUAUAUAUAUAUAUACACAUAUAUACAUGAGAAUGUACUUAAUAUAUUCUGCCAUUGACAAAAAUUAAUAGCAGAUUGGACACAGAUGAGAACAUUUAUGGUAUUUCCUCUUCAUGAGACUUCGUUUCUAAAAGUGUUGCUAUUUUCUAGUGCCACCAAGUGCCGUUUUUUGCUGACUUGUUGGAAAGGGAGACUGUGAACUGGGACGCUGCUGUACAGUAGAAAAAAUUGCUCAUAACUUUUCCCAGUCAUUAUCCUCCUGUCCCAAGUGUUUAACUAUCACUGUGAUAUUUCAGGGCCAGUCACAUGUACAAUUUAAAUGUGCUGGUGACCUAUGUUUAAUCAUAGUUGUCUGCUUUGUACAACUGCUUCAUAAACUUGGGCAAUAUGGUCCUGUGCAUAAUAGCUGAAAAGUAAAUACCUUACUGUCAAGUAACUAUAUAUAGGAUUGCAGUCCUAAUCCCUAACCUUUUAAGUGGGAAGCAUGUGUGCUUGUGGAUUAGUGCUGUUCCAACAUAAACCUGGUGUCCUUUAAUGCACAUCAUACGUAUAGAAUCUGCGCUAAACAGCACUGUGUUGUGCUCUGCUGUCCAAUGCUGCUUUUUCCUGUUUAAGCAGAAACAGUCAGUUAUAUCUCUGUUUCCUCAGUUUUAGUAAAAGUGGUAGUAUGAUAAAACCUUCUAUUGGAUCCUGUCUAACACAUUUUUUUGCUAGUGCUUGGGGAAGAGGGAUAAGGAAACUUAACACAAAGGAAUACAAGGCCAUCUUCACAGGCUAUCUGCCCUGGGUUAAAUGCUGCUGGGAAGCUGUUUUUUUCCUCUUUCCCCGCAGCGUCAUGGUGCAUUUGUGUACCUCCUGGCUGUUUUUAUAUGUCUUUUUUCUGAUCUUUCUUAAACUUGCUUUGCUCUGAAGUUUUGGGAAAGAUCACAGUAAAACAUGGAUGGCUGUCAUGUGGGUGAGCAUGUUCAGAUUUUCCCACCCACAUGGCAGCCAUAUUCUUUGACCUUGUCUCCAUGGAUGAUGGUUUUAUUAGACUCUGCUCAGCACAAAGAGGAAUAUGGGAAUUGGCUUACUCAAAAGCAAAUACCUUUUCCUCCAAGAUACCCUGUGUGGCUAGCUCCAGACUCUAGCUGUGAUGAUUGGUCUGGCUCACACAAGUCCCUGUCAGGCAUCAGGACCUGAAGGGAUCCUCAUGAGCUGAAACACUGUCCAUAACAGGAGGAAAGAAUCUUCUCACUCCUCAGAUUUGGAGCUAUCUGUAGAAGAGCACAGCUAAUGUGUAUAUAUGUUGCAAUUGAGCUAAAUUUAGUAUAUACAGCCUAUCCUACAGACUGCACAUCUCAGAAUGUGGAAAUAAAUGUUAUAUGCAAAUCCAUAUCACCAAAUUUGAUGGCUGCUUUUAGAUAAAAAAGGGAACAGAUCAGGAGGAGAUGGUUUGGAAAAAUUGGUGGUGGGCUGCUUAACCCUAUUUCUACCCACCAGUUUAAGCCUGUGGCUCCCAUCCCCUUUCAUUUUUCUCCUCCUGGAAGUUUGAGGAUAAAUAUAUAGCAUAUGGCAUCCUUAGGCUGGGAAAAGCACCUGAAGGAGGAUUGAAGUUGCUGCUGGUGAUGGGGGGGAGUAUUGAGCAGUGAAUCAGUGAACAUUCUCCUCACCCCCAUUUCUCUGCUCCAAAUUGGCAUUACAAAACAGCUGUUCUCUUACAAAAGUACCAAUUUGGGGUUUGUUAUAUGCAUUUGCAUGUAAUGUUUAGUUCUCUCAGAUCUCUUCAGGAAAGAAUAGAACUCAAUUUGGAUGUGUGAUACAAGCUUGUUCAUUUGCCUGUUAAGAGUAAGAAAGGGCCUUCAUCUAUUGAGAGACAUCUGUUUGUUUGUAUCCUUUCUUUUCUACCUUAACUAUGUCGACUUAUCCCUCUGGACUCUUUGGUCUUUAUACCCAUAAAUAAUUUAGUAUUUACAGCAUGAUCCUACACAGAAUUACACAAGCCUAUGCCCAGGUUUUCAGUGGGUUUCAGUUUACGUAAUUCAGCAUAGGAUCCUGCUGCUAGAGGAAUAAUUCAUCUGACAAUACUCAUUGAUCUACAUGCUAGUAGAAACAAACUGUUUGAUGCCAGGAAUCAACUUUGAGAUUUCCUGCUGGUCAGGUGUUAUGUGCUUCCCUUAUUAUUAGGGAUUAAGUUUACAUGUCCUGUAAGCAUCUUGAGAGUCUGGUCCCACAAAUGAAUGUGAAUAUUGACUUUUUAACCAAGUGCCAUACCUGUGGUGUUGGACUUGUGUUUGUUUUGCACUUGAGGUUGGUUGUUUACCACUAGCCUUCAUUAUGUAAAGCACUUAUAUAACCAUUUUUUAAAUCUGUUUUUAUAGAUCAUUGUAACUGCAACAUUUUUGCCAUUUAAUUCUGUAUUUUAACUAAUGGUUGGCAAAAUGUAAUUUUAUGCAAAAGAAUAAAGGCUAAUAACAGAA
This is a messenger RNA of Heteronotia binoei (common prickly gecko), 4264 nucleotides long. It is a transcript of the gene NR1H3, whose product is annotated as nuclear receptor subfamily 1 group H member 3. Gene Ontology annotation, biological process: positive regulation of transcription by RNA polymerase II; cell differentiation; lipid metabolic process. The record is from RefSeq and is a predicted model, not a curated record. The transcript has 9 exons. Lineage: Eukaryota; Metazoa; Chordata; Lepidosauria; Squamata; Gekkonidae. Gene Ontology annotation, molecular function: RNA polymerase II cis-regulatory region sequence-specific DNA binding; zinc ion binding; nuclear receptor activity. Bases 206 to 1429 code for a protein of 407 amino acids.